GGCGGGACCUAGGGCGCACGUUACGACCUCACGUGCGAGCGUUAAAACCGAGUCUCCGGAAUAGAAAGGUGGAUGUUUCCUGAGCGUGUUGGCUGUGAGCGGGUCCCCUGUGGGUUGUAGAAUUCCGACCUCAUGGCGGAGAUAAUUCAGGAACGCAUAGAGGAUCGACUCCCCGAAUUGGAGCAGCUGGAGCGCAUUGGACUGUUCAGUCGUGCGGAGAUUAAGGCUAUCAUUAAGAAGGCUUCAGAUCUAGAAUAUAAAAUACAGCGAAGAACUCUUUUUAAGGAAGACUUUAUCAAUUAUGUCCAAUAUGAAAUUAAUCUCUUGGAGCUGAUCCAGAGAAGAAGAGCUCGCAUUGGGUAUUCAUUUAAGAAGGAUGAGAUUGAGAAUUCUAUCGUACACCGGGUACAAGGUGUCUUCCGGCGUGCGUCAGCCAAGUGGAAGGAUGAUGUUCAACUCUGGCUGUCAUACGUAGUCUUCUGUAAGAAGUGGGCUACCAAAGCUCAACUUAGCAAGGUAUUCUCUGCCAUGUUGGCCAUUCAUUCAAACAAGCCAGCUCUGUGGAUUAUGGCGGCCAAAUGGGAAAUGGAAGAUCGCCUGUCUUCAGAAAGUGCAAGACAGCUGUUUCUUCGAGCUCUGCGCUUUCAUCCGGAGUGCCCAAAACUUUAUCAAGAAUACUUUAGGAUGGAACUGAUGCAUGCUGAGAAAUUGAGGAAAGAAAAGCAAGAAUUUGAAAAAGCCAAGAUGGAUGUGGAGAAUCUUGAAUAUUCCGAAGAAAUCCUUAAGGGCGAGUUGGCACGGAUCAUCUACAAAAAUUCUGUAAGCAUAAUUAAAGGUGCAGAAUUUCAUGUGUCCCUCCUUUCAAUUGCACAGCUAUUUGAUUUUGCCAAAGAUCUGCAAAGAGAAAUUUAUGAUGACCUGCAGGCUUUACACACAGACGACCCCCUCACUUGGGAUUAUGUGGCGAGGCGAGAAUUAGAGAUGGAGUCGCAACCAGGAGAUGAGCCACCUACAACGAAACAAGCCAGAGUGGCGGAGGCCACCCGCCGGGAGGAGCGGUGCUGCGCUGUAUAUGAGGAGGCGGUGAAGACUCUGCCCACAGAGGCCAUGUGGAAGUGUUACCUCAACUUUUGCAUGGAAAGGUUUACUAAGAAGACCAACAGCCAGCUCCUCAGAGAGAAGAGGCUGGAAAGAACCAUGGUUGCAUUCAGGAAGGCACAUGAACUCAGACUUCUACCUGAGGUCCAGUACAAGCAGUGGAGCGAGUUGUUGCUGCACCACAACCUCUUUAAGGAAGCCCUGGAGGUGGCAGGAGCUGGGACUGAGUUGUUCCAAGACUCGGUGAUGAUGUGGCAGGUGAAGCUGCAGGUGCUGAUUGCCUCAAAGAGCCCUGAUGUAGCCAUGGUUUUUGAAGAAGCCUUUGUGCGCCUGAAACCCCAGAUUUGUUUGCCGUUGUGGAUUUCUUGGGCAGAGUGGAGUGAAGGUGCCAAAAGCCAAGAAGACACUGAAGCCAUCUUUAAGAAAGCUGUCUUAGCUGUUAUGGGUGCUGACUCCGUCACUCUGAAGGAUAAGUACCUGGAUUGGGCUUAUCGAAGCAGUGGCUACAAAAAGGCCAGAGCUGUCUUUAAAAGUUUACAGGAAAGCCGACCAUUUUCAGUUGAUUUUUUCAGGAAGAUGAUCCAGUUUGAAAAGGAGCAAGAAUCCUGCAAGAUGGCCAACUUAAGAGAAUAUUAUGAGAGGGCUUUGAGAGAAUUUGGAUCUGUAGAUUCUGAUCUUUGGAUGGAUUACAUCAAAGAAGAAUUGGACCACCCCCUUGGUAGACCUGAGAAUUGCGGACAGAUCUAUUGGCGAGCCAUGAAAAUGUUGCAGGGGGAGGCAGCAGAGCUGUUUGUAGCUAAACAUGCUAUGCAUCAGGCCGGCCACUUGUGAAAAGAGGAAGAACACAGCCAACUUUGUGAAAUAGUAUUAUGAGCCCUCUGGGAAUAUUCGCGUUAUGUUUCCAUUUGUGGCUUGCUGGGGUGGCAGAUAAGACACUUGACUGAUUUUGAGACAUGCUUUAGUUUUGUUGAUUCUUUAAUUCUAGAAAAGAGAACUGUUCUUUUGAGGCCAGACCUACCAUAGGUCCAAAAUGUUUUCCAGAAUAUAUGGAAAUCGUAUAACUGAUAUGCUUUUAUUACCUCUGGUCAAACAUGGGUACCUCUAAUCUAGACCCAUGGGAUCGUUUAAAAUGGAGAUGAAAGUACAGUUCUCUUUGUUUGUCCUCUCCUUAUCGUAAAGGUAUGCAUGGUAUGCAUUUGUUAUUGAAAAUAUGGAGGGAAUAGAAUCAUGUGGAGAAGAAAAUAAUAGCAUCCUUUAAUUUCAUCUUCUGGACUUAAACUCAGGAAUUUGAUUUCUUUAAUUAGAAUUGUAUUUAUACUAAAUGAUUCAUUCAUUCAUUGAAUGCCCCUCAUAGGCAGGAAAGAAGGGGAGCUUUGAGGGCGGGAAGUAGGGGUUGGAGGAACAGAGCUGGAUGUCCUGAGUUGGUUGAAGCAGCAGAGAAGGAUGCUGGGUAUUGGGGGGAAAGAUGUCCUUUAAGUAUAGUAAGAGAUUGGGGAUUCCCAUUGUGGCUCAGCGGGUUAAGAACUCAACUAGUAUCCAUGAGGAUGCAGGUUUGAUCCCUUGCCUUGCUCAGGGGAUUAAGGAUCUGGCAUUGCUGCAAGCUGCCGAAGAUGCAACUCGGAUCUGGUGUUGCUGUGGUAUAGGCUGGCAGCUGCAGCUCUGAAAUCCCUUGCCUGGGAAUGUCUAUAUGCUGAAGGUGUGGCAGUUAAACAAGAAAAACGAACAUUAAGAGAUUAUUAAAAAAGUAUAUUCUGUCUCUGGGACUGAUAUGAAGAGGUGUUUACAUUGGGGAGGCCUGGCAACAAAAAAAAGUCAGGGGUAAGGAGUAGAUUAGAAAGAGAAGGGUUUUCAGAGGCGAGGAUAGAGGAUGGCUUGGAGCAGACAAGAGCAUUCUGGGCGCGGAGGAGGCAGUUUGACUUGUAUCUCCUUUAACAUUAUGAUGUCAUUGGGCGAAGCAUUACUUAAUGUUGUGUUUCACUUAAUAUGUUUUUUUCCCUCAUAUCAUUAAAUAACCUUAAAAAUUUUUAGUGAAUUUAUAACAUUCCAUUGUAUAGAUGAGCCAUGACUUAUUUUACUGAUCUCUUAUGGUUGGAUCUUGUCAUUUCUAAUUUUUCUUAGAAAUGCUAUUGGUGAAGAUUCUUAUCAAUCUUUGUUCAUAUCCCUGGUUAUUGCCUUAGAAGACUAACAUCUGAAAGUAGAAUUACUGUAUUAAAGGAUUUAACUAUUUUAAAGAA
This is a messenger RNA of Phacochoerus africanus (Common warthog), 3332 nucleotides long. It is a transcript of the gene UTP6, whose product is annotated as UTP6 small subunit processome component. Gene Ontology annotation, molecular function: snoRNA binding; protein binding. Gene Ontology annotation, cellular component: small-subunit processome; Pwp2p-containing subcomplex of 90S preribosome. Lineage: Eukaryota; Metazoa; Chordata; Mammalia; Artiodactyla; Suidae. Gene Ontology annotation, biological process: maturation of SSU-rRNA from tricistronic rRNA transcript (SSU-rRNA, 5.8S rRNA, LSU-rRNA). The record is from RefSeq and is a predicted model, not a curated record. Bases 133 to 1929 code for a protein of 598 amino acids. The transcript has 19 exons.